Messenger RNA from Amorphotheca resinae ATCC 22711, 900 nucleotides. RefSeq lists its product as hypothetical. Bases 1 to 900 code for a protein of 299 amino acids. Gene Ontology annotation, biological process: L-glutamine metabolic process; oxaloacetate metabolic process. Gene Ontology annotation, molecular function: omega-amidase activity. The transcript is spliced from 2 exons. Gene Ontology annotation, cellular component: mitochondrion. Lineage: Eukaryota; Fungi; Ascomycota; Leotiomycetes; Helotiales; Amorphothecaceae. The record is from RefSeq and is a predicted model, not a curated record.
AUGUCCGCUCUCCUCAAGAAGCCUGUCAAGAUCGCCCUGGUGCAAUUAGCCAGCGGUGCUGACAAGGCUCAAAACCUCAUCCAUGCCCGAGAGAAAGUCCUCGAAGCCGCCAACGGUGGUGCCCAGAUUAUCGUGCUGCCGGAAUGUUUUAACUCGCCGUAUGGCUGUGACUAUUUCCCUGAAUAUGCCGAAACCCUCCUGCCUUCCCCUCCUACAAAAGAACAAUCACCAUCCUUCCAUGCUCUCUCUGCCAUGGCAGUUGAGGCCAAGGCGUACUUAGUCGGCGGCAGCAUACCAGAAUUAAACACCAAAACGAAGAAAUAUUAUAACACCUCACUCACCUUCUCGCCCACGGGAGAAUUACUAGCCACACAUCGGAAGGUGCAUUUGUUUGACAUUGAUAUACCGGGAAAGAUCAAGUUUAAGGAGUCCGACGUCCUGUCCCCGGGCAACAAAAUUACGAUUCUAGACCUGCCUCCGUAUGGGAAGAUUGCUAUCGCCAUCUGCUAUGAUAUUCGGUUUCCGGAAUUAGCAAUGAUAGCGGCACGGAAAGGAUGCUUCGCGCUCAUUUAUCCCGGGGCGUUUAAUACUACGACCGGGCCGCUGCAUUGGAGACUGCAGGGCCAGGCGCGAGCGAUGGAUAACCAGCUGUAUGUGGCAUUGUGUAGUCCAGCGAGGGAUAUGAGUGCGAGCUAUCAUGCCUGGGGUCAUAGUCUGGUGUGCGAUCCCAUGGCACAGGUAUUGGUGGAGGCAGGGGAGAAGGAAGAGAUCGUCUAUGCAGAUUUGAAUAACGAGAAGAUUGAGGAGACAAGGAAGGGGAUUCCUAUUACAUGGCAGAGGAGGUUUGAUGUUUACCCGGAUGUCAGUGCGGGGGAGGUGAGCCUUGAGGAUGAGGUUUGA